Messenger RNA from Nematolebias whitei (Rio pearlfish), 1631 nucleotides. It is a transcript of the gene psmd5, whose product is annotated as proteasome 26S subunit, non-ATPase 5. Gene Ontology annotation, cellular component: cytosol. Bases 17 to 1531 code for a protein of 504 amino acids. Gene Ontology annotation, biological process: proteasome assembly. The record is from RefSeq and is a predicted model, not a curated record. NCBI's taxonomy places the organism in Eukaryota, Metazoa, Chordata, Actinopteri, Cyprinodontiformes, Rivulidae. The transcript is spliced from 11 exons.
CAAAACAUUCACAGACAUGGCAGCUACCAUUCAGUGUAUACUGGAGGAAAUCUCGGGUGUAGAAGACCCAGUUGAAGAGCUUCAGAGCUUAAAAACCGCUCUGCUGGCCAUCCCUGCGAGCGCUUUGAGGGAGUCAGUGAGCGGUCAACGAUUGGACGUGAUUUUCUCUCUGCUGGACUCAAACAACAGGGCGCAGGUUGAGCUGUGCGUGGACAUCCUUGAACGCAUCCUGUUGGCUCUCAGCCCAGUCCAUCUGGUCCAGAACUAUAGAGCUGAGCUGCAGAGCGGAUUGGCCCAUCCUAAUGACACCGUUAAGAUUCUGGCCUUGACGCAGAUUGGGAGAAUCGUGGAGCACCCAGAAGCCAUCACAGAAUGUCUCAACAAUCAUGAUGUCUUACGAGCGAUGAUACUCUGCAUUAAAGAGGAAAAGAUGUCAGUGGCAAAACAGGCAAUUCAUUCCCUUUCUAAGAUAAGCCACUCCAAGCCUGGCUUAGACAAAUUAUUCAAGAGUGACCUGCUGGAUGUUUUGAAGGAUGUGAUGACCACAAGUGACAUUAUCAGAUACAGAAUAUACGAGCUGGUGGUGGAAAUCUCAUCUGUUUCUCCCAUUUCUCUUGGUUACUGUGCCAACAGUGGCCUCUUCUCUCAGCUGCUCAGUGAACUGACAGGAGAUGAUGUGUUACUUAGGGCCACGGCUGUAGAGAUGGUGACCACUCUGGCUCACACUCAGCACGGUCGUCAGUAUUUAGCUCAGCAGGGGAUCAUGGAUAAGAUCUCCAACAUGAUCAGAGGAGCAGAGACGGAUACUUUGUCCUCACUCUACCUACCUGGUUUGGUGAAGUUCUUUGGGACCCUGGCCAUCAUGGACAGCCCACAGCAGGUCUGUGAAGCAUACCCAACCUUCCUGAACAAGGUGUUUGAGAUGACCCUCGAUCCAGACCCUACGAUGAUCGGAGUGGCCCUGGACACGUUGGGAUUGCUUGGAUCGACAGUCGAAGGGAAGCAGGUCCUGCAGAAAACAGGGGCCGAGUUCAAGGCUGUGUUCUCGAGAAUGAGUCAGCUCGCUGCUUCUGGAGCUACAGAGCUUCGAGUUCGCAGCUUGGACGCCAUAUCACAACUUCUGACCUUACAGCCAGAGCAUCAAACAGAAGACCUUCUGUCCCUGACUGAGUCCUGGUUCCAUCUUUUGUCCAACAAGCCCAUGGAGAUGAUUUGCAGCAUAAGCACACAGCCUUUUCCUGAGCUUCAUUGCGGAGCUUUACGGAUCUUUUCUGCCGUUGCCGGUCAGCUGUGGGGUCAGAAGAUGAUGAUGAGCACCCCUGGGUUCAUGGAGUUCAUUUUGGAUCGGUCAAGUGGUCAAACAAAGGAGGCCAAGGAUGCCAAGUUUGAACUGGUGGGGUCUCUUGUGGGUUCGUCUACAGCUGCAGAAAUACUGGGCAGUCCAAAUUACAUGCGGCUGAAGACCUACCUCAGAGAAGGCCCUUAUUACGUAUCAGCUGUGGCCUCAGUCAGCACAGAAGGAGCCAACUGAUUAAACUACAACAAGAACAUCAUGGAAGCUAAGUACUGCACAAGUUUUCUGGGUGGACUCGGGUGCAUUGGGAGCUUCACUACAAUGAAAAACUAAAACU